Messenger RNA from Sinocyclocheilus rhinocerous, 1961 nucleotides. RefSeq names its product CXADR Ig-like cell adhesion molecule (gene cxadr). Bases 177 to 1295 code for a protein of 372 amino acids. Gene Ontology annotation, cellular component: intercalated disc; basolateral plasma membrane; bicellular tight junction. The record is from RefSeq and is a predicted model, not a curated record. The transcript is spliced from 7 exons. Gene Ontology annotation, biological process: homotypic cell-cell adhesion. Gene Ontology annotation, molecular function: cell adhesion molecule binding. NCBI's taxonomy places the organism in Eukaryota, Metazoa, Chordata, Actinopteri, Cypriniformes, Cyprinidae.
CUCCGGAAAUCACGUGUGCAGAUUCCAGCCGCAAUCCACCUGCGCGAGCGAGCUGGUGGACUUCUGAUGCUGCGCGAGACUGGCGAAAGAAGAGAGAACACGAAACAACACAAGUUGGGGGAAAAGUUGUUUUUAUAUCCACACCGGUUACUAAAUUGUGGCUUAAAAGCAGAGGAAUGGAUUUGAGGACGUCCUGCCUUUGUUUAUUCAAUGUUAUUCUCCUCGCAGGCCCAGCCUGUGGACUACAGAUCACUUCCACUGGCCCCACAUCCAUUGAGAAAGCCAGUGGACAGACUGUGAAGCUGGACUGUCAGUAUACUCUCGCUGCUGAGGAUUCUGGGCCUCUGGACAUUGAGUGGAGCCUGCAGCCCUCUGACAACCAGAAAAAAGAGGAAGUGGUGAUUGUGUACUCAGGUGACAGGGCCUUUGAACACUACUAUGAACCUCUAAAAGGAAGAGUCCACUUCAACUCCCCUGACCCUAAAAACGGUGAUGCCUCCAUGAACAUUAUGGGUCUGAAAGCCACAGACACAGGAACCUAUCAGUGCAAGGUGAAGAAGGUUCCUGGUAUCAGCAGCAGGAAGUUCCUCCUAACCGUCAUGGUGCGCCCCUCUAAACCCAGAUGUUAUGCAGAGGGUCAGACUCAUGCAGGGAAAGAUAUGGUGUUGAGGUGUAGCUCUGUGGAGGGCACACAACCACUGCAGUACAUUUGGGAAAGAACCACAGGCAAUAAACUGCUGCCGCCCCUGGCAGUGCUGGAUCCAGUCGGGGGCACCAUGAGUCUGAGGAACGCGACUGAGGUAGCUUCAGGAACAUACAAAUGCAUUGCUAAAAACCGUGUUGGAACAGAAGAGUGUUUGGUGGAGGUCAACAUCACACAACCCCCAAACACAGCUGGCGUCAUCGCAGGUGUAGUAAUCUGCAUUCUGCUGGUUCUCAUUCUUCUCGCCCUCCUCCUCUUCUGCUGCUGCCGUGCCCGUAACAAGAAGAAGUACGAGAAGGAGAUUGCCUAUGAGAUCAGAGAGGAUGUCCCCCCUCCAAAGAGUCGUGUUUCCACCGCACGCAGUUUCACCAGCGUGGGCAGCCAGCGCUCCUCUCUGGGCUCCAUGUCUCCCUCCAACCUGCAUGAGUACACCAAGCCCCAAUAUGACAAGAUACCCUCUGAAGAGUACGUGAGGCCACCUAGUCACGCCCCUAUUCCCCCACCCAGCAGAAUGGCCGGCCCCAACCUCAGCCGCAUGGGGGCUAUCCCUGUCAUGGUCCCUGCCCAGAACAGGGAUGGGUCCAUUGUGUAAAUCUGAACUGGGAUCAUUCUCCACACAAUUUAGACUGUCACUAUUCUAUUCAUUGUUCUAGCGUAAUUUGUGAAGGAGCAAAUGAAGGUUUCUGCAGAGAGUCGAACUCAGCUGUACCAUCUCUCAUAAUACAAUUUGACUCACAGAACUUCAACAAACAUUAACAAAAAACUUUAUUCAAUAGGAUGCGGAAAGGUGAUUGAUUCACCUGCUCCUGUUUUGUAAAUAAUGCAAUGCAUGAUGUUCUUUUUUCUUUUUUUCUUUUUAAAAAUAGAAGGCCCUAUCUAAUACAAGGCACUUGAAUUGUUUGCCUAUUAAGUGUUCUCCAGAGAUGAAAUUAAACCCAUUGAACUAAAUGAAAUGUAUGUAGAACAAACCAUAGUUCUUGGCUUUAGAUAAAAAAAACUCCCAUGCUAUUUGUUAUUCUUUUUGCUUUUUUAUCAGUUUGAAACAUUUUCAGGCAACUUUAAACCAUUUAUCUAUGACAAUUAUUAUCUCUUCAUGCUACAAAAGCCUGGUAAAUAUUUACUCAAAGUCUGUGGAAAAAUAUGUGGGUUGGCUUUGGUUUCUGGAUGAGAUUGUUUUUAAAAAAGAUAAAAGCGUUUGGAUUGAAAAUUAUUUACAUGUGAUGUGUAUAUAUGAACAUGAAAUUGAUUUAUCUGACAA